GGAUCAUCGAGCGACGACUGCCAGUGGAGCAGGCAAACAUGCCGACCCUACGGGACAAACUGGCCGACUUCCUGCGGCAGUUGUCGACGGGCACGGAGCGGGCGGGCGCCGAUCCAAAAGCGGAGUGUCCAUCUCCCACAUCGGCAACGGCCACGUUCAUGCAGCGUUAUCUGAACGGGGAAGGGCUACCCAAGCAACCGGAGAUUGUGCACUCCAAGUCGUGCUACGAUCUGCCCAACCGGGACGUCGCACCCCUUUCGAAACGCAUUCUGGCAGCCUACACGGGGCCAUCGGGUGGUCUCACACGCGUCAACCGGGGGCCACUUCGUGCCCUGACAGUCACCGACCAGGUUGACUUCAUCGACGAUGAUUCCCUCUGCGGUAGCAACGAGAACCUUGCCUCCAGGUAUCUUGACAGGAGUGGCUGGCACACCCAAGGUCAAGCCUCCCACCAGUCUCUCGUCAAACACCGAGGGUCCGCGAGUUGCCGACACCGCUUGCGUAACCGGUGAAGAGGCUGAGACAGCCACUGAGGAGGUUGCCGGGAUCUGCAAUUGGAACCAGCCAGCAGAGUUCGCUUACGGAAUUGCCACGACACUUUACGAGUGUCACCCCGUCACCAAAGAAAAUGCAGGGGAGCCAAUUGCAGACGCAUUUGCAAUCUGCGUCCGGGAGAACAGUGCCAUCAUGGCACUGGCAGACGGCGUCAACUGGGGUGACAAGUCUUGCCUGGCGGCACGUUGUGCCGUGCAUGGGUGCAUGGACUACCUCAACCGGGCACUGUACCGCGAGGGCGGCACCAUUGAAACAACGCAGGAGGUGUUCGUUUGUCUACUGCGCUCAUUCCAAGCUGCACACAGCUUGAUUCUUCAGGAACAAGGCAUGCUCACGACGCUGUGCGCUGCGGUAGCUGUCCAGCUUCAAGGCUCUGACCAGUACGUCGUGUGCACAUGCAACGUCGGGGACAGCCUCGCAUACGUCUAUAGUCAACAGCACGGUGUUCGUGAAAUCACUCUAGGAUCUCAUGACAUCCACUCAAUGCGAGACAUGCGCGACGCCCUAGGUGCACUGGGCCCCGUUGAUGGACAGAACCCCGAGCUCAACAAUCUAACCGUGUCCAUGACGGUAGUCCAGCCAGGUGACAUCGUCUUCCUCACCUCGGACGGCAUCUCGGACAACUUCGACCCGGUCGUUGGCAAGUUUGCCAUUGCCAAGCGGAAUCGCAAGGACGGCACAAACACGCAGCAGCCGCUGCCUCCCUUGCCCGAAGUCGAAGCACAUCAGAGGCACGCGCUGACCCUACUGCGAAUGCAGGACCUUCUCCAACAAGGCCUGUACCAAGGAGACGGAGCAUGCAGCUCGGCCGAGGACCUCUGCGAGCGAAUGGUGGACUUCGCCACCAAGUUGACGGCAGCCAAGCGGCGCAUCCUCGAGGAUCCCGAGCUGUACGCAGCCGGCUCCGCACCGGGCGAAGACGCUCGGCGGCGGCGCCACCGCGCCGGACCCCGACUCACCAUGGUGCCCGGCAAGCUGGACCACGCCUCGCUCGUUGCCUUCCAGGUCGGAAGAGGCAGCAGCUCCAACGCCCGCUGCCGCCGCCAGCGAGGCGGCCGAGACGUGUAUGACGGUCAGGAGGACCGCGCAAACCGAAACGUCCCAUCCACUCCCGGGGAGCCGGACGACUAUCCCGACAACCUUCCCUACGAGACGACCAUCUAAGCUGCGGUCUGUUACGGGCACGAUACAUGAGCGCCGGCUGCGAGACGGCCCUCCACUUCUCUAACACGGUUGGCUGGACAUUGUGGAUUCGCUUGCGAUCGCCUAGUUCACAGGAGUUUCGUGAUCUGUAACAAUUACUCAUCCAUACUGAGGAGGGUGGGGAAACGAUGCAGGCAACCCUCCCCAAAGACCGUCUCAGUUGUCAAACGAUUACGGCAUUGCACCAGUUAUUGGCACGAAAUUGCAGCCCAUUCUGCGGUGAGGUCAGGCCAGCAUAUCGUUCUUACUGUGCAAAGCACAGUGGGCCUUGUUUGGCGUCGAUUACCUCUGUUUCUUUAAGAAGUUUACCAGGAGGGUCGUGCAAACUGGUGAGGUUUCCUUCACUUCUAAGAAGCCAAAUGACGAUCCAGACAAUGUUUUUGUCUAAGAUGGCCGUCUGAUCUGUCUUCUUCUUGUGGCUCAUGACAGUAGCUGACCUCAGACCAUCACCUUUCACACCCCUGACAAAUAGGGCUGAAACUUUUUCACACGUCCACACGGGUCUUUGAUUUCAAACUUCCUGUCCUUCACACCAUCCAGCAAACUUGCCGUUUCGGUCACCUUGAGUCGCACCAAAAAAAAAAGCAGUCGCUUUGUCUCCCUCGAAAAUUACAUAUAAGUGUCUGGGUAUUCUAGCAUUGGGACAAGAUGUAUAAUAGACUAGCAUUUUAUGACUCUUCAGGUAGAUGUACUCAUAUCUCAGUGUGAAUUAUUCUCCACGUGGCAUCUCCAAAAAGUAGUUCGCCACAGAAGGAACAACCCAGCCCCUGUGACAAUCUAGAUAAGAACUCUAGCGGCUUCUAGAAUAGAUGUGAAUGUUCCCACUCUUUUCUGGAACACUGGCACGUAUGUAGUAUAUUCUGCAAAAAAGUAAUAGAAGCCACCGUGCUCUUUGCAUUCACUAAGGUUGUGUCAUCCACAUUGUCAGGAUGCGUGUAGUCUCUUGAAUACUAUCUAGCUAAUUGUGUUAGCUUCCUGAGCGCAUCAUUGGCUCAUCGAUACUCUUCACUGAUGCUCAAAAGUCUCCGCAGAACUUGUGCUUUUUGAUCCAAUCGCAGAUCUUUCAUUAAGGCUUUUGCGUUCUGCAAAAAAAAAAGUGUGUAUUGUAUGCUUUUAAGUUGUGCAGCUGUAGUCUGUGUGUUUGUAAAAGCCAGCACAUGUGCAGCACAUAUAUUUGGAUGACGCCCCGAAGCUCAUUAGUUGUCAAAAUUCUUUUUAUAAGGAGGCAUAAUUGUAGCUGCAGUGAUUCAUAGUGUGCUUUUAAAUGUGUUAAUUGGGUUAGCUCUAGCACUUGCGUUCGGUAAAGAAACUCUCUUCUCCAGCAGAGUGCAUUGUAAAACUCAUGAUUUCUGGGACACUGAGGAGAAAACGGUGUCACUAGGUUUUCCAUUCCGUUAUAUUCAUAGUAAACUGUAGGCUUCCCAGGGCUUCUGCUGUGGAGCCAUGCAGUCAGUCGGAAACAUAUAACACUGCUAAUCGUAAUGCAGUUUUCAGUUGAUAUGUUUUGUUCUAGACGAACACCGUAUCAUUUGAUGGCGGAAGGUACAAAAGUUUGAAGUGGCUCGUUCCAGCCGACUGCUCUGAAUGUGCCAUGGUCGUGCGUAAGUACGCUUUUGUGCGUGAAAUGUGCCAACAGUCGUGUGUUUGUGAAACGGUGAGGUUUACAAAAGCACAGUGAAAUACCCUUCCUUUCAAGAGACAUGCGUCCACUGCAUUGAAUGCUUGACAUAACCCAUGCACCAUUCAAAGUCUCGUGUCACCUUGUGUUUGAUUAUGCAUGUUCUGCAAGGAUAGCUGCACGGCUCAUUUCUGUUAUCUUCGUAGAUGAGGAAGUACAAGCUGAAUAUUAUGGACGGAUGACGUGAGAGAUAUCGGUGACUAUCAGCAAGAUUGCAUACGCCUACCCAACUGCUCGGUUGGCUUUAUUUUUGGGGAAGUGCUCGGUAUAAACAGCUCACGCGAUUGAUGUGCAAAACAGUAUGUCCAGUACCUUUGUGGCUUCAUUUCAGAAGGUAGCCUAUCUGAUUUCAACAGUUUCAUGUCAGAAGAUGGCCCCGGAAUCCAGACUAUCAUUGAUGCGGUGCAUUGAACAGAACAACCCGUCCACAUGUAACAAGACAAUGUCGCAGCAAGGAAAUGUGCAUGAGAAGAGCCUCCUACUUAGAGGUAACUUGUCGUAUCGUGCCUGACUGACUUCUACCAGCGCUGUUUUAAUUCAUUGGGGCAGCUGGGACAACGAGGUGGUUGCACUUUCCACUGGUGCUGUAUUGCGGGUGCCAUUGGUGACUAUUACCACCAAUGGUGCCUCGUUUAGAAGUGCGGCCACCAGAGGCAAUAAUUCUGCGACUCUCAUCUUGUGGCGAGUUCUGCGCAUGGUGUAACAUACAUACUCUGUUGGUGGGGACACUUCACGGCUUUCUUGCGAUGCGUGAUCGACCAGAUAAAGUAAGAGCGUCAUGCGCCCAUCGGUCCGGUGAUGGCAGUGGCUACCACAAGAGCUCAAGAUGGGUAAGGUUUUAUUUCCUAUUGCUAUAGCAACCAGCACUUCAAUGAAAGUCUGAAAUGAUUGAGCAGCAAAUGAAAAUAGGUCACUAGUGGAUACAGGAAGGCACUUGGCUAUUUGUCAUCGGAUUCAGAUUUCCGGUGAAGCGCCAGUUGCUGUAGCAAGGCAAGACUGAACCAUCGUUGUCUUGAACUUGUGUCGUGGUUUCAACAGACAGGCGCUGCCAUCUUGGACCGAUCGGUGCAUUCCUUUUCCACAUUAUCUGGCCAAUCGUACUUAGCAAGUGUCCUCACCUAAAGGGUGUACUAUAUCGUGGUUCUGAGUUGUCUACGGAGCGCACAUGACAUUAGCCCCUAGGUUAUGCAUGUUACCUGUACCAAAUUGCUGCGAUACUGGAGGUGUAAAUGGGAACAAUAAUGGGAGCAGUGACAUCUUCAGGCAUGGCCUUAGCCAAAAUUUAGCAAAUGUCAUGCUGCACGGCAGCGGCAAAACAAAUGAGCAAGUACCAGGAAGUUCAUUCGGUUCGCACCAUUAGUAGAGCACGGUUCAAUGUGCAGCUCUGGUUGAACAAAGUGAUGGUAUGCAACUAGCGCUGCCUCAGGUGAUGCAGCUAAUGGUAAUGUGUAGGGGGUGUGCGAAUAGUGAAAUUUCAUUUCAAAUCGAAUAGUGCCGAAUAGUGGCCAAAAAUAUCGAAUAUAGUAUACUUACACGAAACGUGUACCGGCCGCCAGUUACGGCAAGUCAAAAGAAAAAAAUCAGUAAUGCUACGGCGUGCUGACAGCUUUAUUACGCGCUUGCUCGGGAGUUUUUUUUUUUUUUUUCUGCAGCUUUUAUGGGCGCGCAAGCGUGUGUAUAGAAGAGCCGCUAUUCCAGUCAGCAGUGGCACUCCUUACCUCCUAACGGUUAAUAGAUGGGGUAUGGUACCUAGUCUUUUUUUUUUCCCCCAAGGUUGCACAGUACGGCUCAUCUGACAACGGUAAUGUUGUGCUUCAUCACCAUGGCUGCUCCGGGCCAAAAAUUCGUCAGGCGCCCGUUCACAACAGCCUUUUAACUGCGCACCGGAACCAUGGGAGUUUCUGAAUGAGCAGUGCGGUGCGGCAGCGGCGACUGCACAGCGUGAACAAAUUCUCAUAUGUGAAGCCAAUCACCGAGGGUUUCGUGGGCCAAAGUCGGAACGUUUUACGGCACUUGCGGCAUACACUACCGAACUACGCUAGAAGUCCGUGCCUCGUUUCGGAAGCGAAAAGUUGUAAAGGGCUCGGCAGUUUUCUCAUGUGUCUAUUUACGUGCGGAAAUGACACAAUCUCCUUUAAAAUAAGCAUGUGCUCGCUUUUGAACCAGGAUAUCGGUGAGAACUUAACGAAAGGCCUACUGUAACAACGUUAGCGUCAGUUUUAGCCACCCCAGCCUAACAAAGUUGCACCGUUGGCCUUUGUCGCGUUUUAGAUAUUCGUCUUGUUGAAUUAUUCGAAACUUCGAAUACAAGCUAUUCGAAAGUCGAAUUGAAUUAUUCGAUUGUGUAUUAUUCGAUUCGAAUUCGAAACUCGAAUAUUCGCACACCCCCUAGUAAUGUGUCUUCAUCAGUUUAAAGCGUUAUGUAGCAUGAACUGCAAAAAGAAUUAUCUCUUCUGAAAUGUUUCUUUCUCUGCACACUGUGUGGAAUUUUCAUGUGUCGCUUCACCGUGGCUUUUAUUCGUAGUGCGCACGUGUGUGUGGUCCGUCCAUGGUUUAGCACAUUGCUUCAUAUGCAGCGUAAUUUGGCCCGAUUGAGCACUGCUCUGUCAUUCGUUCAUUGCCUUGCGUUUAUGCAUGUGAGCCAGUGUGUUUCAUGGGGUGUCAUUGAUCUUGAGGCUUCUUGCAGACAACUCCAGAGGACGUGAACUGCAUUCUUGUGUGUGCGUGUGUGUGCAUGUGUGUAUGCACUGAAAUUGUUUUUUGUUUACAUUAUUUGAGCACCAAAUGUGUGGCUUUGUACAUAGGUAUAUGUUUUCGGAGGGAAGGCCUAAUGUCACCAUGUAGUGCGAUAUAUUUUUUUGUAGGUUCUCACGUUCGAUUUUGUCUUUUAAAUGUAAACCUUCCUCUUGAGGUUUCACUGUUCUUACUAUUUCUUAAUACUCCACACACUCGUUGCUUUAAAACAAUUAGGUCAAGUGACCAAGACAGGGCAAACGUUUCUCUCAGUUUAAGAAAAUUAUCUUUAAGACAGGUGAGGUGGCGAACCGCACUCGGUCAGCAAGCUUGUGUGUUUUAGUUUAAAAAAAAAAAUGCCGGCAACCUUGUAGUUCGCGGUAAGGUCAGACUAAAGUGCUUUCUGUACGUCCUGAUUCAUUGAUACAGUCUUUUUAAAUGGCUGACCUACUGCUGGCAUAUGUGUGGCAUUAAUGCGUUGUUUCGUGCAAUUCCGCUACUCUUGUCGGUGAUUGUGCGUGCAAAUGUUCCGUGGUAGCAGUUCUGCAGGUCAGCGUUGUACGGAAAGCCACUCUUCGUGGCUAUGAAAAAGAAGCAAGAAAGGUGUGGCAGUCGUGCAAAGCUGCCUUAAUGUGACACAGUACUGUGCACAGCUGCUGUGACAUUCUGGCCAGCCGUAUAGAGCACUGCAAACCCUGAAAGUGUGAUGCAUAAGACAUGUAAAUCCUGUUUCUUGUAGGGUUAGCUUUAAAUUCGUGCAGCACACAACCCUCGGUGCACGAUGUACCUUCGGUAUGCAGAAGCCACUCUGGCAUCAAGUUAUUAUUCUCUUAGUAAUAGAGUCCAUCUCAAGCUGUGUACUUGGCAAUUUUCUCUAGCAUCUCUUCUUGGCAGGAUCUUUAAUGAAGCAAAUAGUAUAAACAGAGCCAGGGCAACAGGUUGCUGACCUAUUGAGGCAAGUCAAACUAUUAGUUGCUAGGUAGUCAAGUGCCAGAGCAAGGCACUUCUGCUGCAAUGGCUGAUCAUAAUGCAUGCGCAAGGUUUCUGCACACAGCAUAGGCACUGUCAUGUAACAAUCUUUGAAAAAGAGAAGUCUUGCAGAACUCUUCAUUUUUCUUUGUGUGAAGUCAGGCAUGGACAAGAGUUCACUAGGAUAUUUGAGCAAAAUUUUUUAACGAUAACUAAAGAAAUGUUUCUGCAGGGCAGAUGAACUAAGAAUUUAAUUGUGACCACCAAUUUUGAAUUGCUCUCAACGGCAUGCACCCGCAGAAGCUUCAAAAAGCUGUUCUACUUCUUCAUGCUAUCUUUUAUUCUCUUUAAAUUGUACGAUAUCAGUUCAUGCACUUGGGGAAGUUCGAGUGAGAAUAUUGAACCUAAUUUGCCCCCAGAAAAAUAAAAAAGUGGGUGGUUACAUUAGGCAUGUUAGAUGCACUACGAAAUGUCUGAAAUGCUGUUCCAAGCAAUAAAAAGAACACGAACUGUACCAACACUGUUUGUAGUUACGUACAUUGUUGCAGCAUGCACCUCCUUUUCGUUGGCUUUUGUAUCCUUCUCCAUAUGUGUACAGACACCACAUUUUCAUGUGUACAACCUCCACUGAAACGUCAGCCAAUGGAAAGAGUGGUCGCAGGAAAUCCACUGUGAGGUGCACCUUCUUAGCUUUACUUUGCAUUGCGGCAGCUAGGGCUCAUGGAUGCUAAAGGUGUGAUGGUGGUAAAUGCGAAGCAAAAUUGUUUUUGGGUCUCAUUUUGCAAUGCGUCCUGAAUACGGAUAUAAGUGUCAUAAGUAAUUAGUUGUGCAAGUUACUGUACUUUCUCGCAUAUAACCCACAUAAAAAAAGUGGAGAAAUGUGCUUUUAAAAAGUGGGGAUGGGGGUUAUAUGCAUAGCCUUUUUUUUUUCUUUUUGUAGAGCUAGUUGGGAGUAUGUUAUAUGCGAGAAAAUACGGUAUAUAUCUUUCUGUUCUUUCUACAUUAUGCAGGGGACUAUAAUUGACAGUACAAAUUACGUCAGGGUCAUGUUAUACGAACGUAAGCUACUGCCCUUUCUUCACUGUGAGCUAGCUACAUGUGUAUGCAUGUAAGUGCUGCUUGUAUCUCGUGCAGAACGCCAUGUGCCCUCUGUGCAGUUGGCAUCGAAUGUUUUUUGGAAGCCGAAUUUCAGGCAGGUUUUAGCCUGCAGCAACUUGCAGUGCCACGCUAGGUUGAUUGCACACUUUAAGUCCUGGUAGCGAAUCUGAAAUCCAGGUUGUGUGCCAAACUUCAAGAUACAUGCUUUUUGUUGGGCCACAAGCAUUUAACACCAACUUCGUGUAUCGUUGUUUUCAUCGUGAGAAAAUUUUGAUGGAAGUGUCGCCCCAAACUUGGGAAAUCGAUGCGAGAGGUCUUGCAAACCUUACAUAUUCGGGCAGCUGCUGCAUGUUUAUGUUUUCACUUUUGCGUCCCUUAGAUUGGUGCGUUCUAUUCCUGCAUCCUUUCUUAAAAUACUCUUCCUGCCUCUGCGCAGGGUUUGGCCAACAAUGUGAAACACUGCCCCGAAGUUGAUGACUUGUCGCAUUUUUUUUCGGUCAUGGCUGAUGCAUAUUGCAGCAAUGAGGGCGCUGCCCUUUGCUGUAUGGACACUCGUAAAUAAGCGUGCACGCCAUGGCCAACAAAAGGCAACAAGCAAAUGCCAAAGAUAGUAGUAAUCUUAGCCUAUCAUUAACUGCAUACGUUAACAUUAACUGCGUUCAUCUUGGAGAGAGUAACCGCUGAAGCUUUUUUCCUGGUCAUCUUUUCCACAGUGCGUUGAGCACCUCCAUGAAAUCCAAGCUUUAGAACCCCGUGGAGAGGUGGCAGCAUUUAGUUUCCGCAGUGUGUAGUCGUUUCAGGCACGAGUAGUAGUUUCAGUCCUCACUUUCGGUGCCUUGUAGACCAUUGCGCUGAAUUGUGCGAAAUGUGUUUCGUGUGUGCGUACCUUCUUGAUCAGUUUCGCGUGGAGCAAUUUUAUGCUGCAGUCCUUGCAUCUUCCGGAUGUUUAGAGGGAAACCUCGGUUAUUGUUUGGUGGGAGCUAGCUCAUUUUUAGAGCGACAGAAAGCCGAGUUAGCUGCUAAGUGUUCAUUUUUAUUUGAAAGCGGAAGUCAUGCAGAACAUGCAGGCUGACUAAAACCACAAACUCUUGACUGUGAGCUCACCGUGUUUGCUUUGUCAAAGACAAAUGGAAACAAUCUGAUAAACAUAAUUGACAAACGUUCCCAUUUGAGUUCAUCAGUUGAUACUGUAAACUAAGUUAGGGAGGUCGCUGUGUUAUCAUUAAUGAGCCACAUUAACAUUCCCACUGACAUUGUACAAGCUGCUAAGCAAAGAAGUUUUAUUGCUUCCGCACGCUGAAAAUUACUCUAAAAUCUCAUUUUCCACAAAGAUGAUGUUCCACGCCCAAAUUGCAAGCAAGAUUUCGGCAAGUGAAUUGCACUUCUACUCAUUUACUCGUGCCUCAAAUACAAAGCAUAUACCAUUUGUAAGCGUUCAUGACAGAUUUUUAUUUUUCGUUUGCAUUUUAUACGAUAUGAUUUAUCGGCACAGUUUGUAGUGCUUGCAGUUAGUUGUUGACGAGACGCGUUGGUUUUGUUUUGUUUUUGUUUGGCGCUUUGGAAAGGCUUGGGAUACGCAACAGUUUUUACCCCAUCUGCUUGGUGUUGAGCUUUUAGUGCUGCCCGGUUUUUUGUUGUUGACUCAGCGUUUACGUGCACAUUCCACGCUACUGACAUGUACAACUGUAUCGUCCUUGUGAUGCUCCUUUAUUUCACUUGCGUCUGUGGAAAGGUGAACUUGAUGAAGUGAUAUAGAGAGGCAACUAUUGAUUUCAAAACUGCCUGGACAGACUGCAUGUGCUAUGCUUGUAGUCCGCAUUUUCUGAAGGCGUUUUUUUUGAGCUGUGAUGUGUGUGCCAGACUUUGAAGCAAACGGCAGCGGAGGAACAGUAUAUGCACUGGAAUAUUGUGUGUACAGUUUGUUGUGGCUGUUUCCCCGUUGUGUGAUAACCAUGUACCACCUUGUCCACAGUCCGUGGCAAAGUGGCUCAUAUUCUCGAUUGUACGUUAAUUUCCAGAGCUUAAAUAAAAGCAAGUGCGAUGCCUUUUGGA
Molecule: messenger RNA, 10288 nt
Organism: Rhipicephalus sanguineus (brown dog tick)
Lineage: Eukaryota; Metazoa; Arthropoda; Arachnida; Ixodida; Ixodidae
Product: PP2C-like domain-containing protein CG9801
Exons: 8
Coding region: 367-1719 (450 amino acids)
Source: RefSeq, a predicted model, not a curated record